AUGAUUAAGAAGAUUCGAAAUGAAGCAGGGCGAUGGUUCACGAGGCAGGAUGAGAUUUCACAGUGCUUGGUUGAUUAUUAUGGAACGCUUUUCACAGGCGGGACUCUCCCUACUGAUUGGCCGGUGUUCGAUUCCAUUAGUCCGAAAGUUGGCAUUGAGGAUAACAAAGCUCUCCUACGGCCAUUUGAGAAAGAUGAAGUAUGGACAGCCCUGAAACAGAUGGGGAAGCGCAAGGCUCCUGGCCCCGACAGUUUAUCCGUGUUCUUCUUCCGCAAGUACUGGUCGGUUGUUGGGGAUGAUGUUACAAAAGCAGUACUACAGAUCCUGAACACGGGAGUUAUGCCCGCGGGUCUUAAUCACACCCUAAUCACGUUGAUCCCGAAGGUUAAGCAGCCAGUGACUCCUAAAGAUUAUAGGCCGAUAAGCCUAUGCAACGUGCUCUACCAGGUGGUGUAA
Messenger RNA from Linum trigynum, 456 nucleotides. The record is from the annotation of a GenBank genome assembly. NCBI's taxonomy places the organism in Eukaryota, Viridiplantae, Streptophyta, Magnoliopsida, Malpighiales, Linaceae.